AAUGGCAUGUUAAACUUGGGGCAACACACAUGUCCUCAACGAUGCAUUGCAAUCAAAAAGAGCAUUUGUUUAAAAUCCUUGUCAUCGGUGAUUUGGGAGUAGGGAAAACCAGCAUCAUCAAGCGUUAUGUUCAUCAGACGUACUCCACUAAUUACAGAGCGACCAUUGGUGUGGAUUUCGCGCUCAAAGUUCUCAACUGGGACUCAGAGACGAUCCGGCUGCAGCUGUGGGACAUCGCAGGUCAAGAGCGCUUCGGGAACAUGAUGCGAGUUUAUUACAGAGAGGCCAUGGGGGCGUUUAUUGUUUACGAUGUUACCAGGCCCACAACAUUCGAGGCAGUCUCCAAAUGGAAGGAGGAUCUGGACUCAAAAUUAAUACUUUCAAAUGGCCAGAGUAUUGCCACAGUGCUCCUAGCCAAUAAGUGUGACCAAAACAGAGACUUUCUGACAAACAGUGGCCUUAAGAUGGACCAGUAUUGCAAGGAGAAUGGAUUUGUGGGCUGGUUUGAGACAUCUGCAAAGGAAAACAUCAACAUUAACGAAGCAUCCAACUUCUUGGUGAAACACAUAAUCGCCAGUGAGCAUGAUAUCCUCAAAUCUGUGGUUCCAGACACCAUCUCUCCUCAGCUCAACUCUACCAAAUUAAUGACCUGUUCUGCCUGUUUCAAACCCUGAAAAAAAUGGCCACAGCCUAUGGAAGCACAAAGGGGUGUUCCCUGGGGCUGAAGAGGAUAACAUCACAAUCCCUCUGAUCCCAGCUAGCAUUAUGUUCAUUCAUCGAAAAGCCGAAACCAAUAGAGAAAUAUGACCGUCCGUUAGUAACAGCUUGUACAGCAUUAAACUACUGACAUCUUAAGCUUGCACACAGAGUAAAUGUAUUUGUGUAUGAAACUGCACUUUUUUUGUCUUUUUGUGUUAUUUAUGGCUAACAACAAUCUGGGUAGUUCUGCUUGUAGUAUUUCUGUUAGACAGACGGAUGGAUGAUGAUAGUUUCAGAGAAUCUAAGGGAGUAUUUCAUCAGUAUGUACACCAUCAAUCUAGUUGUUUGAAUGACCUAAAUGUCAACUAAAAAAUAACAUCAUGCUUUCUUAAAAAUAUAUUUGAAUUAUGAGGGGUGUUAAUAUGCAGACAUGCUAAAUGUCCCCUCUCCUUGCACAUCUCAAGCUUUAUCUACCUCCAUAUUUCCAUUUCAUCCCCCUUUUUCACUCCACUUUUACUCUCAGAAUCUCACAGUUUUACACUUUACAGUGAUUCAGUGUAUGACUCAUUGACAUUAUAUAAAUAUCUCAUGAUUCCCUACAUUGCCAUGUGCUUUAUGCAAAAGCUUUAAUGUGUGAUGAUGUGUGUAUUGAUCUGAUGCCUGUUCAUAUCCAUCCAUACCUGCUGCAAGCACAGAGCUUUUAUUCCUUGAUUUUAUUGUGUAUGUGGGAGGUGUUGUAGAAUUGUGUAGUUGUGUUUUCGUGAGCUGUUUUUUGUUUAGUCAUUGUGUUUUACAAAAAAAACCCUGACAUAUGAAAACCUUUUUUGAUUUGCAAGGUUUUACAUUAAAUUGGAUGUGAUAAAUGCUCACUGUUGUGACUGAGAGAUAUGCUCUUUUAUUGUCAAGUAUUUGUAUAUGAAAAACACAUAGUAUGAAGUCUACAUUUUGUGUUGCUGUUGAGUUUAAAAUAAUAUUACUGAAUGAAACAAAAACCUUUGUUGACUGGCAGUAAAUUCCAACUGGAAUAGCAUUAUGAACACAAGUGUUAUCAUCAGGAGUUAUGCUUUAAUGCUUGUAUAACAACAUAAACGUGAUCUCUCAUGUGGAAUAACUAGGGCUAUGGGAACGCUGGACAAAUUACAGGCUUGUAGUCCUUAUUUUCACACCUAUAUUCAACUCUAGUGUUAUUACCAUGACAAAUGCAUGGUGCUUUUCUUUUUAGAUUCUAGCAAUUGCAAGGUAUACUUUUUUGUUUUCAUUUUAAUUUUAACUAUGUAUUUACAUAUAUUAUUAUGUGAAGAGGCACAUAAUCCCAGGUCCCUGGAAGGUCAUCUGAAAUAAGUCAAUACAAAAAUUCACAAAAUUCUGAGAAUUCAAAUUUAAAAAUGUGCAACAGUCAAAUGUACCAGACUGUUGCAUCAUAAUGAGGAAUUUAGAGACUUUUCUAAAUUCUAGAGGGUAAAGUACAUUUGUAUAUCCUCCUGAGACCGUGUGAUUGCUGUGCGCAUUUUCCAUUUCCCUUUAUGAUUUGUAACUAUAGUAGCACCAAAUAA
This is a messenger RNA of Xyrauchen texanus (razorback sucker), 2252 nucleotides long. Its product is annotated as ras-related protein Rab-38-like. Gene Ontology annotation, biological process: phagosome-lysosome fusion; endosome to lysosome transport. Gene Ontology annotation, cellular component: lysosome; trans-Golgi network; Golgi apparatus. The transcript has 3 exons. The record is from RefSeq and is a predicted model, not a curated record. Gene Ontology annotation, molecular function: GTP binding; GTPase activity. The coding region runs from base 30 to 674 and encodes 214 amino acids. Lineage: Eukaryota; Metazoa; Chordata; Actinopteri; Cypriniformes; Catostomidae.